Molecule: messenger RNA, 1898 nt
Organism: Tricharina praecox
Lineage: Eukaryota; Fungi; Ascomycota; Pezizomycetes; Pezizales; Pyronemataceae
Product: DNA photolyase, FAD-binding/Cryptochrome
Exons: 2
Coding region: 196-1524 (442 amino acids)
Biological process (GO): circadian regulation of gene expression; entrainment of circadian clock by photoperiod
Cellular component (GO): cytoplasm; nucleus
Molecular function (GO): DNA binding; FAD binding
Source: RefSeq, a predicted model, not a curated record
CUGUCCGCGCGCCCGCCGCUUCCGCCGGUGGGCCCGGGCGACGCCGUCGUACACUGGUUCCGCACGGAUUUGAGGGUUGGUGAUAAUACCGCGCUGCACCUCGCUUCCCAGACUGGUGCUGAAGUGCUGGGGCUGUAUAUCUUCUCCCCCGAGGACUUGGAUGCGCAUGUGGUGUCGCCGGCUAGGAUUGAGUUUAUGAUCAGGUCGCUUGGGGUGCUGCGCGAGGUGUUGAGGGGAAGGAGGAUUCCGCUGUGGGUUGAGGUUGUGGAGAACAGGAAGGAUGUUCCGCAAAGGGUCGUGCAGCUGGCGAGGGAGUGGGGUGCGAAAAGGAUCUAUGCCAAUAUGGAGUAUGAAGUUGAUGAGGCGAGAAGGGAUGUGAGGAUGCUCGAGGAGGGGAUGAAGAGGGGAGUCGGCGUGGAGGUGGUCCAUGAUACUUGUGUCGUGCCGCCGGGGAGGUGCGUUACUAAGGCUACCGGGAAGAUGUUUGCCGUGUACUCGCCGUGGUAUAAGGCCUAUCUCCAGGCAUUAUCACAGGAUCCAGCGCUGCUCACGCUGCGUCCGCCUCCGGCAGCAAACCCGGAGUCCACGCUCACCACGCGCGCCGCGCUGUUUACCAGCGCGCUCCCCAGCCUGCCACCGGGGAAAACCCUGACCGCCGAGGAAACAUUGACACUGCACGAGCUGUACCCGGCGGGCUCCCAAGCUGCCGCCGCCCAGCUCGCCUCCUUCCUCACGCAGAAAGGGCGGCAGUAUGCAGCGGACCGGAACACCCCCUCGAUAUCCGGGACAUCCGGUCUCUCACCACACUUUUCCGCGGGCACGCUAUCCGCGCGCACCGCCGUCUUCCACGCCCGCGCCGCCAACAGCGGCAAGCUAUCUGGCGGGCAGUCCGGGCUUGACAUGUGGAUCUCCGAAGUGGCGUGGCGCGAUUUCUACCGGCACGUGCUGGCCGCAUUCCCGCACGUGUGCAUGCACAAGCCAUUCAAGCCGUCCUUCGCCUCGAUCUUGUGGCUCGCGCCUUCGUCACCACUGCACUCCACGCGCUUCAGCGCGUGGAAAGCGGGGCGCACGGGAUUCCCGCUGGUCGACGCGGCCAUGCGGCAGCUCGCCAAGGAGAAGUUCAUGCCGAACCGCCUGCGCAUGGUGGUCGCCUCGUUUCUGUGCAAGGAUUUGCAUAUCGACUGGCGCUUGGGCGAACAGUACUUCGCAGAACAACUGGUUGAUGGUGACUUCGCGAGUAAUAAUGGCGGCUGGGGGUUCGCGUCCAGCGCCGGUGUGGACCCCCAGCCGUAUUUUAGGGUGUUUAAUCCUACCGCGCAGGGACUGACGUGGGAUGCGGAUGGGGCGUAUGUUAGAACGUGGGUGGAAGAGUUGAGGGACUACAGGGGGGAUGUGUGGAAAAUCACCGAGCAGGAGAGGAGGUGCUACGGGUAUCCGAGGGAGAUUGUUGAGCAUGCCGUGCAGAGAAGGGUGGCGAUUGAGAUGUAUAAACGGGGUAUUGAGAGGGGGAAGGGGGUGGUUUGAGACUACGAGACGAACUAGGAGGGAUGGAGGGCAUGUGCGUGCAGGGUGGAGGAGGGGUUCGGAAGAUGAAUGGACAUUGGAGGCUGGAGGAUACCACUUUUUGUUGCGCUGGCUUGGAAUCGUAUUGUUUUGGAAGUCUUGUAAUAUCUCACUCGUUGCGCAGUCGCUUGCACGGUCGUGACGGGAAGUCCGUAAUAUGAGUGACGGAGGGCACGUGGGUGGAGGGUGGAUUUGCAAGCUGAAUGGAAGCUGUAGGAUACCAUUUUGUCGCUGACUUCGAAUCGCAUUAUUUUGUUUUUUUGUUUAUUGCGUUGCGAAUGCAUUGUGGUGAACCAAUUCAUAGGGAUCGGAUUGGAUUUUCAGGCUGAAUAGAG